Molecule: messenger RNA, 679 nt
Organism: Capsella rubella
Lineage: Eukaryota; Viridiplantae; Streptophyta; Magnoliopsida; Brassicales; Brassicaceae
Product: transcription factor PRE2
Exons: 2
Coding region: 214-498 (94 amino acids)
Biological process (GO): regulation of growth; regulation of DNA-templated transcription
Molecular function (GO): protein dimerization activity
Source: RefSeq, a predicted model, not a curated record
AUUACUCUCUCUCUCUCGUUCUCUCUUUCUCUCUAUAAGUGUGGUCCUAGCUCUCUAUAUAACACCAUAUUUCUUCUCCUUCUUCCUUCUCCCUUUCUUUCGACAAGCACGAACAAUUAUACUUCCUUUCUAACCCACAAGCCAUCAAUACAAGUGAGCCCGCGUUCUUGGAUUCAUAUAUAAGAAUAUUUUAACAUAUUUCUCCAAAUCAAAAUGUCGUCUAGCAGAAGGUCGAGGCAAGCAAGCUCAUCAUCAAGAAUUAGCGAUGAUCAGAUCGCUGAUCUCAUCUCAAAGCUCGGGCAGUCCAUUCCGGAGAUUCGCCAGAACCGUCGUUCCAGCACGGUAUCAGCGUCGAAAGUGUUACAAGAGACUUGCAACUACAUAAGAAACUUGAACAAGGAAGCCGAUGACCUCAGUGAUCGAUUGACUCAGCUUUUGGACACCAUUGAUCCUAACAGCCCCCAAGCAGCCGUUAUUAGGAGCUUGAUUAAUGGAUAAUUAAUUAAGAGAUAUAUUGAGUAGUUGUCCUCUAUAUAUAUAUGUUUACAAUCUCGUUGAGAGGUUGCUCAAUCAGGGUGUUGCUUAAUUAUCUAUUAUAUAUAUGUUUCUUAUAUAUUAUAUAUUCACAAAUCAUAGCUAGCUAGGGUUCAUAUUUUGACCCUCUUUUUGUUUAACGUCA